CCGCUUGAAACCGCCUUCGAGAGAAGAGAGAGAACGCGUUCCGCUCGACGAUGGCGGCCGGGGUUUUGAGGGGCUACCUGAAGGAUGCGUUGGUCAAUAAGGUCGAGCUGAGAUGUGGCGUCGGGCCGAGGCGUUACAGCACGGCUUCGGAAGACUCGUCCAAGAAGGUGAUAAACAUUUCUUCACUGAAUACUCCUGGCCUUUGCAAACUUCAAGGAAGAAAACAACUGGAAGAACUUGUCAAAAAGGUGCAAGCUGCUCGUGAUGAGAUGCAAUGGGCAGAAGAGAGCCCACUGCCCUUGGUUGUGAAAAUUGCUCCCGACUUGUCUAAAGAGGAUAUUGAGGACAUAGCAGCUGUUGCUCUUGCUCUCCAUUUGGAUGGAUUGAUUAUAUCAAAUACAACUAUUUCAAGACCAGAUCCUGUAACUAGUCACCCAUUAGCUGGAAAAUCUGGUGGUUUAAGCGGAAAGCCACUCUUUGAUAUGUCCACUAGCAUUCUCAAGGAGAUGUAUAUUCUCACUCAGGGGAAGAUUCCACUUAUAGGCUGUGGGAGUGUAAGCAAUGGUGAAGAUGCAUACAAGAAGAUUCGAGCUGGAGCAACACUUGUCCAAUUGUAUACAGCUUUUGCUUAUGAUGGACCUUCAUUAAUUCCAGAAAUAAAGUUUUGUCGCGGAGAAAGGCAACAUUUUCAGUCAUUUUUUACUUUGCUGCUCACAACAUAUACUUGUAGUUCUCUUGAGUUUGUUCUAGAUGAUUCUCUUGAGUUUGUUCUAGAUGAUUCUCGGACCUGCUGAAGAAGAUCCGGAUUUGUGGAGCUACACAAGAUUACGAGAAGACUGUUUCUUGAAGGACAGGACAGGACAUGACGGGACAGCCUUCACCUCACCAGUCCAAGGUUGACGAUGCCCCACGACGAGUGGGGCCAUGUCUUCUCCUUCGCCUUGGCCGACAACACCCUCCCCCACGCCACCCAUCCCUCCCAACUCAUCCUCUUGUCCCAGCUGCUCCCCCACUCCAGCAUCAGCCUCAGCCCCUUUCCCGCCGCCGCCUCCGCCUCCUCGUACUUCCCCUGGUUCAUGUACACCUGCCCUAACACCAGAUGCGGCUCCCCCACGAAGGGAUUCCUCCUUAUGCUCUCCCCCAACAGCCCCUCCACCUUCUCCCACCCCGUCUCCCCUUCCU
This is a messenger RNA of Musa acuminata AAA Group (dessert banana), 1182 nucleotides long. Its product is annotated as dihydroorotate dehydrogenase (quinone), mitochondrial-like. NCBI's taxonomy places the organism in Eukaryota, Viridiplantae, Streptophyta, Magnoliopsida, Zingiberales, Musaceae. The coding region runs from base 51 to 794 and encodes 247 amino acids. Gene Ontology annotation, molecular function: dihydroorotate dehydrogenase activity. The record is from RefSeq and is a predicted model, not a curated record. Gene Ontology annotation, biological process: pyrimidine ribonucleotide biosynthetic process; 'de novo' pyrimidine nucleobase biosynthetic process. The transcript is spliced from 10 exons. Gene Ontology annotation, cellular component: cytoplasm; mitochondrial inner membrane.